Molecule: messenger RNA, 1107 nt
Organism: Penicillium argentinense
Lineage: Eukaryota; Fungi; Ascomycota; Eurotiomycetes; Eurotiales; Aspergillaceae
Product: putative DnaJ domain protein Psi
Exons: 3
Coding region: 1-1107 (368 amino acids)
Biological process (GO): translational initiation
Cellular component (GO): cytosol
Molecular function (GO): protein-folding chaperone binding
Source: RefSeq, a predicted model, not a curated record
AUGGUGGCCGAAUCCAAGCUCUACGAUGCCUUGAGCAUCAAGCCCGAUGCCUCACAAGACGAAAUCAAGAAGGCCUACCGCAAAGCCGCCUUGAAGUACCACCCUGAUAAGAAUAAAGAUAAUCCUCAAGCAUCUGAGAAAUUCAAAGAUGUCUCCCAAGCCUACGAAGUCCUUUCCGAUCCUGAAAAGCGCAAGGUCUACGACCAAUACGGCCUUGAUUAUCUCAUGCGCGGCGGUCCCCCGCCCUCGUCUGGUGGUGGAGCUAGCGGCGGUGCUGGCCCCGGUGGCAUGCCUGGAGGAUUCAACUUUGGCGGCAUGCCCAGUGGCGGUAGCCGGUCAUUCCACUUCUCCACUGGCCCUGGAGGUGCCGGUGGCUUCAGCUUCAGCAAUGCCGACGAUAUUUUCCGCGAAUUCACGAAAAGCAGCGGCGGUGGUGGCAUGGGCGGUUUCGAUGACGAUGACCUGUUCUCCAUGCUGAACGGCGGCAUGGGCGGGGGUGGAUUCGGCUCGCGCGCUCGUCCUCGCGCAAGUGGAUUCCAGCAGCAGCAACGAAAGCGUGCUCCUACCCCCGAACCGACCAUCGUUGAGAAGGACCUGCCUGUGACUUUGGAAGAAAUCUUCCAUGGUGUCACCAAGAAGGUGAAGACAAAGAGCAAGAGCUUCGACUCUAGUGGCAGACUCUCUGCUCGUGAAGUGAUCCUGGAAGCCAAAAUCAAGCCUGGUCUUCGUGGCGGAUCAAAGAUCAAGUACAAGAACUUUGGCGACUCCGAGGAAGGUGGUCGUCAAGAUAUGCACCUUAUCGUCAAAGAGCAAAAACACGAUAUGUACACCCGCUCCGGUGACAACCUCAUUAUCAAUGUCGACCUUAGCUUGAAGGAAGCGCUGACCGGCUGGGAGCGCAUCGUCCGCACCAUUGACGGAAAAUCCAUUCGAGUUCAGAAGCCCGGGCCUACCCAGCCCGGUCACGAGGAGCACUACCCCGGUCUCGGCAUGGUGAUCUCCUCCAAGCCCAGUGAACGCGGUGAUUUCGUCGUCCGCGUCAACGUCAAGUUCCCGACCAGUCUGACUCCCGCCGCAAAGGACAUUCUGAAGGAUGUUCUCCCGUGA